Morone saxatilis (striped sea-bass) is the source of this 5584-nucleotide messenger RNA. RefSeq names its product tromal interaction molecule 2a (gene stim2a). Lineage: Eukaryota; Metazoa; Chordata; Actinopteri; Moronidae. Gene Ontology annotation, cellular component: endoplasmic reticulum; plasma membrane. Gene Ontology annotation, molecular function: calcium ion binding; calcium channel regulator activity; protein binding. The record is from RefSeq and is a predicted model, not a curated record. Gene Ontology annotation, biological process: intracellular calcium ion homeostasis; store-operated calcium entry; activation of store-operated calcium channel activity.
GAGAAAGGGUAGGGGGGGGAGAGACGGCGGACAGUUCCGAGUAAGAACGUCACAUCUCCACGUCUCUGUUGGGAAAUAACAGAGGAGAAAACAGCGCGCUAGACCAGUGCGAUUAGCUGGUUUAUAAAGAGACCAGAAGGCGACACAACACAGACUCCAGCCGGAAAAAGAGGAACAGAGGAGCAGUGCGAGCCCUCAGCGGGAUUAUGGGCCUGUGUUGUGUUCAGUUAAACACCAAACGGUCCUAAAUAGGGUGUUUUCAUGCGCCCUUAAAACCCUGAGAUCUGCUGUGCGUCACACUGGAUUUUAUUAAUGAUGGGUGACCUUUUACCCUAACUUUUUAUUUAUUUAUUUAUUUACUAGUAUGGAUUUCUAACAGUCAUUUUUUGCCGGAAUACCAUUACCCACGUUUGGAGUAUUUUUACGCACAGCCCUCUUGUGUUCGUCUAUCGGGACUUUUUGCGCAGUACAAUCCAGUUUACCUGAUUUGUCAAGUGAAUCAUCGGUAUCACAUCUCGCUUCUGGCUGUACCCGUAAUAGCAACAGAUCACUUAACACAGACUGACACUGGUGCCUCCUGACCGGGGGUUGGUACAUGUUAUUUCUCCAUCUGUUUUGAAGAGUUUCUCAACUCUGGACGACAACAUAAUCUGCCACCUGAAAUGCUGCCUCUGUCCCCUCUGUUGCUCCUCGUUUUCCCCGCCGCGCUCUUUGUGGCCGCGCAAGGCGCCGGGGACCUCCAGGGUUUCACCUUCCGCGCUGGGAACGCAGGUUUCGACCCAACAGGUGGAGGAGAGUGUGGAGUUCAUCAUUGAAGACAUGAAGCAGCAGCAGACCAACAAACACAGCAACCUGCACAGAGAAGACCAGCACAUCACAAUUGAGGAGCUCUGGAGGGGCUGGAAGUCGUCUGAAGUACACAAUUGGACUCAAGAUGACGUGCUUCGCUGGCUGAAGGAGUUUGUUGAGUUGCCACAGUAUGAGAGGAAUUUUAAAGACUUUAGGGUCAAUGGAAACACACUCCCCAGGAUUGCAGCUAAUGAGCCUUCAUUCCUGAGUGGCCAUCUGAGGGUUCAGGACCAGAGAGACAAACAGAAGCUCAAUAUCAAAGCUCUGGAUGUGGUCCUGUUUGGACCGCCUACACGUCCCCCUCAUAACUACAUGAAGGACCUCCUGCUAAUUGUAUCAGUGGUGAUGGGAGUUGGAGGCUGUUGGUUUGCUCAGGCCCAAAACAAAGCCAGUAAAGUUCACAUAGGCAAGAUGAUGAAAGAUUUGGAAAGUCUGCAGAGGGCUGAACAGAGCCUCAUAGAGCUGCAGGAACAACUGGAGCAAGCCCAGGAAGAAAAACGUAAUGUUGCGGAGGAGAAACAGAAUCUGGAGGAGAAGAUGAGGGAUGAGAUCAUCGGGGCACAGGAGGAGGCUCACCGUUUGCACAAGCUGAGGCAGGGAGCUGUUAGUGAGCUCAGCCGCCUCCGAUAUGCAGAGGAAGAACUGGAGCAGGUUCUUGGAGCACUGAAGCAGGCAGAGGAGGAAAUGCAUGCUAGCUGGACUGCCUCAGAGGCCCUCCAGCAGUGGCUGCAGCUGACGCAUGAGGUAGAGCUCCAGUACUACAAUGUCAAGAAGCAGAGUGCUGUACUACAGCUUGUCUCUGCCAAGGAAGAGGCAGAGAGGAUUAAGAAGAAGAGGAGUUCUGUUCUGGGGACUCUCCAUGUUGCCCACAGCUCCUCUCUAGACCAAGUUGACCACAAAAUCCUGGAGGCAAAGAAUUCUCUGUCUGAAGUAACAGCCUGCCUUCGGGAACGCCUCCAUCGCUGGCAGCAGAUUGAGCGCCUCUGUGGGUUCCCCAUCAUUAGGAAUCCUGGCCUAGCAAACCUCACUGCUCAGCUCUACUCAGAUUCAGUUGCUCCAAGAUUGCCCCGAGCGCCCCAGCCUUCUUGUUCAUGCCACAGCUCCGUCCAUGGAUCUAUAGAGGAUCUGUUAGAAGAGUCUACUUCUCCAAUCUUACAACAGAUGCCAGUUCCAGUUCCACCACUGAAGUGCUCUCCUCAAACACGGGGAUCCACCUUAUGUCGGGCACGUCGUCCUGGCGUCAUCACUCAACCACAGGCUGGCAUGAUCUCCCAGGACCCAGACCUUCUCAUCCCCAUCCGAGCCCCAUACCCUUGCUUUGAUGAGGAAAAGGAACUCUUCCUGAAAACUUUAAAGAAACAAGACUCCCAAGAGAUGUUUUCAGACACAGAAUAUAUGGCUUCACCUCCUCUCAGUAAAAUGUUCUCAUGUCCCACUGUUGACACUUCCUCUCAAAAGGUCUAUGAUGAUGAAACUGAGCUGCUUUCAGACAGCUACAUUACAAAGCAUUUGAGCAAAGAAGCAGAAGCUGUGGUUGAAUCUCCAGUUCGCAAGAUUUCUGUACAAGAACUUGAAUCUUCUCUGGAAAACCCUUCUUUGAAGAUGUCCAAAGAAGAUAGAGAGCCUUUGAUAGAGGCUACAUCAAGGAUAAUAUCCAGAGACAGGAGUGAAGUUCCCUUGAAUGUUGCAGUUAAAAAGGGGCAUUCCAAUGAGUUGGAUGCAGACUCUCCAGCCAGGAAAGUAGAGAGAGAUACAAUAGGGGAUUUGAUGGACAGUGCUUCAAGGAAUAUAUACAGAGAAAGAAGUGAUUUACCUCUGGAUGUGAGAAAGAUUCUUUGGAAUGAAUUAGAAGCAACAACAGAUGUGGCACCUAGGAAGAUAUCAAGAGAUAUGAUGGGGGCUUCAAUGGACAAUGCCUCAAGAAGGAUGAUACGAGAUGAUGAGUGUCAGUUUGACUCAGUAUCAAGAAGGAUAACAAGAGAUUCAACGGGAAUGUCCCUAGACACAGGUUCUAGAAAGCUUACAUGGAAUAAAGGAGAAUGCCAGCUUGAUUCCUCUGUGAGGGCAUUAGCAAUGGACAAAAUGGUUGAGACCACUAGAACACCACAAAGAAAGAUCUCUAGAGAUGAGCUGGAAUAUUGUACGGAUACUACUUCCAUAAGGAUGUUACCCAGAGAGAAAUUUGAAGCACUAAUGGAUAACUCAUCCUCUACAGAGAAGCAAGAGUUUGGUUUAGACCCAUCAACAAGUAGGAGGAUACUGAGAGAUGAACUUGAGAUGUCUUCUGGUUCUCUCAGAAGGAGAAUACCAAGAAUGCUAAGAGAUGAGAUGGACAGUUCCAUAGACACUCCCACAGGAAAAAUCCCCAGGGAUAGAGUUGACCUUACAAUGGAAAUACCUAAACAAUCAAUAAUGAGGGAGGAGUUGGGAUCAUCCGAAUCAAGUUCAUCUCCAGGUCGAAUUGGACAGCCAGACCUUAUGGUAACCUCCCAGGGGCCAUGGAAGUCAUCAUCAGACUUUUUUGCUGUUGGUCCCUUGAGCCAGCUCGUUUAUGAUGGAAUCCUUGAAAAGUCCUGCAACUCCAUGGCUACGACCCCAACCAGCCUCUUUGCCUCAACACCCAACCUUCCCCAGGGCAGGCUGUUAGCAGAGGUAGAGCCACAAAUGUCACCACCAAGGAUUCCCUUCUCAUCUCCUCCAUCACCCGGUGACAAGCACAAGAAUAAGGAAAAGAGCAAGAAAUCAUUAAAGCUUAAAAAUCUUUUUAAAAAGAAAAGUGAGUCAACUCCUGAUAAGGUUCAAAGUGGUCUUCAGAAACUCUGACAAUGAGCUUAGAAUAUUGUCUUUUUUUUAUUGUUAACAUUUUAUUGAAUAAGAGAAAAAGUAGUUAGACCUCAUUGAAGAAUUGAAGAUAUUUUUUAGUGAAAAGUUUUACAAAGCAUAAUCUUACCUAAAGCUGGACAUUUACAGCCAGCAGUGUCUAGAAUGAUGAAACAGAGUAAGAAAAAACAAAGAACAUAUUGAUGUUCCCAUUCUCUGACUUUGAUUUUAAAGGCACUGACAGAAUCACAACACAUACUUGAAAGUCAAGAAAAUACAGUACAUUCGGACACAUAAGUUAGUUGCAUAAUGUGAGAUCAAUAUGACUGUCAGUGGAAAUAUUUGCAGUUGAUUUUUUUUAUGUAUUUAAGUCUUAUGUAGACAUAUGGUUGAUACCAUAUAUUAUUUUAGAUGUAAUUUUUUUGAGACUUUAGUAGAAAACUAAUAUAUUAUUUUCUGAGAGAAAUGUAGCUUAAUUUAGGAAUGUCCCAAUCAUACCUUCCCCUAUUUCCAAUUUGAGGCCUGUGGUAUUGAGUAUGAAACAGUUUAUCCUGACGUUGUUGUUACCUCUUCCAUACACACAGCUUGUGCACAGUGCACACAUCAAAAUUUGUAAGACAAUUUAAAUCAAUUUAAUUUUGCCAAUAAGCUUCUGUGAAUAACACGGCCCUACACUUAAACACUAUUUACUGCCAGAGUUAGAACACUCACUGGUUUUAACUGUGUGGGGGUCAUCUGGAAAAACAUGUCAAGUAUUCCCAAGGGUUCAAUCAGGAUUUAGCAUUUCACAUUUACACCAGAAUCUGACGACAGUUGUGGGUAGUUUGAUCCUAAAAUGAUUAAACAACACCUACACAGCCUUGAUGAAGCAGAUUGGAGUUUUUAGGCUCAGACUCUUAAUAAAUAAUACCUAAGGAUUUUUUUUGCUUAACUUUAUAUUUGGGUGCUGCUUACUUAGUCUCGACUAUUAAUUGUUACUCAGGAUUGAUUUAGGAUUUGAAAGUUUUCAGGGGCCUUAAAUAUGUGUGGCAGUUUAAUAGUUCUGCACUAGAAAAUAUAGCCUGUCCAAUAGUGUUUUGUAUAUUCAUGUAGAGGUGUGUCAAUGUGGAUCUGUUGUAGCAGGAAGCUACAGAUCUAAAUCUCUAGAACUAUUAAAAGUUCAAAUGCCAUUUUUAAUCAUCAGCACUUUUAAGAUGUUGCUGAAGUAGACACAAUAUAUAUAUAUAUUAAUGACAGUGUUCCCUGAUUCACGUUUCGUAACUGAGAUUGCUAGCUACUUUCUAUUUAUAUUGUGCACUCUACCAUUCACUUGUCGGUACCUCGAUCACAGCUGUGGGCAUUUUUAACCCAAAGAACAAACAAAUAACCCACAGGUUUGGAAAUGUGUUAAACCUAAUAUAGCCAUUAUUGAUCCAUUCAAUAAAGGAUCUGUCCUGAUCUUUAUCCUAUGAAUCGGGACAACCCAAGUUUAAUUAAAAAAAUGUAUUCCCAAAUGCUCAUGAACAGUUUGUUUGCAAACUGUUUUUUAUUUAUUUAUUUAUGAGGAAAUAAGAAAUGUUUGCAUUUAAAUGCAUAUUUUGAAUGCUUGAAUUGUUGAUGUUUGUGGAGGAUUUACUUAUAUUGUUUACAGGCAUACAGUCAGUACCUUAAGUAGUUUAUUUGAAUUAAAAUAAUUCAGAAGUUUUUACUUGAUUUAAAAAUGUGCUUAUUGGAAUUUUUUCAUGUGAUUACUGUAUUUGUUAAGUAAGGAAUCUAUGGCUAAAAUGUUUUCCCUUGUCUUAGACAAGAACAAGCACUGAAUGGUAUUAUGAAUGUAAUGUUAAAUGAUGAUAUAGGAAAUAAACAUGGUGAAGUUUUGAAAAAGGAAAUAUUGUGCAUUGUUCUACAAUAAAGAACUUACCAUUGACAACAUAAA